Stegodyphus dumicola is the source of this 3393-nucleotide messenger RNA. RefSeq lists its product as uncharacterized. Lineage: Eukaryota; Metazoa; Arthropoda; Arachnida; Araneae; Eresidae. The record is from RefSeq and is a predicted model, not a curated record.
GAAACGAAUGCUUUCGUCGGGGACAGUUUAAAGAAACGGGAUUGUAAUGCACCCUACAAUGGAGAGAACCACAAAAAUGCUCAUGCAACCAGUCCAUUCGCCGAGAUUUGAACCCAGAUCAUUGGUUAAAGUUUGAGACACCAUAUCAUCUCUAAAUAAAUAUAAUAUAAAGCAGAAACUCGAUUCAUCGUUCUCGCAAUAAUCGUUUUCCUGCAUGUAUCUUCGACCAUUUUUGGUCUAGAAUGAAGUUCUAUAUAAACCUGCACAUGAGCUUUAUUCACAUAUGAAAGGAACUUCCCUCAGCUACCAAUAGUGGCUAAGAAAAAAACCAGGCUAAGCGAAACCGACGCGGGAUCUUCAUGUUGAACCCCACUGACGGAGAAACAAUAGAAGAGGUUGUUUUCUUGCUGAUCCCAAAUCGCCUUGUGGAACAAUCGUCUGUUCUUGUUUCAACUCCCUCGGAGAGAAGACAUUUUGCUUCUUUUGUUUUAUUUAUCCAGAACGCAGGCAUGUGUAGCUAGUUAGUUGGUCCAAGGAACCCAGAUUCUGCAACAAUAUGGAUCGCAGUAUACCACACAUUCGGAAUAUCUUUUCCAACACCUCUUCGCGGAAGAAAUCAACGAGUGACACACAAGACCUAUGCCAAUAUGAAAAGUCACCCCGAUGCCGUCGAAAAACUAAAGAACCACCUGUGGACUAUUAUGAUAAUCCCAAAACUUCUGGAUCACCAAAAAGGAAUGGUUUUGAUCCUGGGAAGGAGAAUCUGAAGACCAAAGAUGAACCAAGAUUCGAUGAGACACGCAAAAGUGGGAAUCGUAACGGUAAUUAUAACACAUACACGAGCAAAACAUUAACGGAACGCGACAUGAGACAUCUAGAGAGACAUCUGUCGAUGAAGAAGACAAUCAGGAAACAAAUAAGCCGCAAUUUAGCUCAGGCGUUCUUGGAUAAUCCCAAUAUUUUCGAACCCGACGGUAAUAAACCAGAAAAUUACAAAAACGACCAUGCUUUACCUCCGCUGUCGAAUAACCCAAAAAAUCCAGAACAGAAUGUUCUAGAUCUUUUAAAGAUUAGCAUCGAGGAUAGAGAUUCUGGACACUCCAGCCCAACUCAUGAAAAUUUAGAAGAUACAGAUUAUGAAGAUGAAGAAAUAGAAGUGAAAAACUGGAUAUCGUCUGCUAAACACCGGAAUAGCGAUACCAAAGGCUUAAUGGAAGAAGCUUCCAAGCCCAAUAAUCAUGAAUCAGAAAAGAAAACAUCAUCGAUAUGGAAAAUGUUUUCUUCUCGUAAUAAAGGAAAGCGAUAAAGACAGGAUAAAGUGAAGUAUAGAUCACCAUGUUUAUCAGUUUAAAGAAAAUGAAAUGAAAUAAAUCAAAAUUUUCUAUCUUAAAACCAGGAAGUUUCGUUCAUGUUGCCAGUACUAUAUAUGCAAAUAAAAAUAUGACACAAAAUAAUAUUUAUUAACUGUACAGUAUAAAACAAUGAACAUGAAACAAUGAAUGAGUAGAAUGAAUUCAAAUGAAUACUAUUAGAAUGUCUUUUCCGAAGAAGAAACUGGGAAUAUUCUCGAAUGAUUAAUGAUUUGAGAUUUUAUUCAAGCACAAAUAUUCACAUUGAUCAUAUAAAAGAAAAAAGACAGAUGUUAAAAUGUAAUUAAAAUUCAAAAACCAUAAGCUGUAAUAAGAGCUCAAGAUGUCAUAAAGUUUAUUUUAAAACUUCUAAAAUUACUACACAGAAUCGAUCUUAACUGCAAUCGAAUUCUUUUUUUUUUCCAUUGAUUUAGCAACAUGUUUUAAAAGAAAUAUCUUCUUUAGAACGCAGAAUAUCAAUAUCGUUAUUGCCAAAAAUAACUGAUAUUUCCCUUGUCUUUUCUUAGUAUUUUGUGAACCAAAUAUUUAAUUUCUUUGCAGAAUAAUAGAGACAGCGAUAUUACUAAAUAAAUAUUGGCUCCACAUUAGAAAAGGCUAAUUUUUUAAUUUGAUGCUAAAUAGAACACGGUUGAUGAAUAUUUCACACUUUCUUAAUUUAAACUUUAGGAUUCCUAAUGUGUAUAUAUAUAUGUGGGAAACUGCUGAGAGGGAUAUUGGAAUUUAACUGAAUAUGUAUACUUAUAACCUAUUUUGAUUUUUUUAUUAUGUAUUCUACGUGAAGCUCUUUUUAUAAACAUUUCAAUCUUUUACUAUUUGUAUACGUACUAUUGAAGUAACUAUUGAACUUUUCUAGUCAUCAGCAGAAAAUGGAUGAAUUUUUUACGAUGUGUAAAGGUAAUGGUUACGGUUAACAGUAUUCAGUUGUGACUUCAUCAAAACUUACUAAGUAUUAAAAGAAAUAUAAAUAUUAAACAGGAAACAGAUAAAUCUUAGUAUUUGCAUUUGUUAUAUUGCUGCCAUAACAAAAUAGUUUACUUCUAAUGUUUAUGGUUAGAUGUGUAAGCUUUUCUUAAAAAGUGUUAUCUUUGAAGAUAUGCUACAUCCCAACGAUGGUGAAGAAUUUCUUUGUUUCUUGGUUAUAAAAUUGUUUUAUUAGAUUCUAGUUUACGAUUUUCGAGAUUAUGAUUUGUGUCAGCGAGCGCCUAACAGACUGUCUUACAGAUCAUGAGGCAUGUUGCACCACACUUUCAAGAUGAACUUUGUCUACAGGUUUCGCGAAAUAAGUAGCAGUUGGCAAAGAAAGUUCUUAUUUAGUGUAAACCAAAUAAGAUUAAUCUGAUCUUUUUGGCAGCAUUUUAAGUAUCAAUAUAAUUUAUUCUGAGCAUCAAGUACCAGCUUAAGAUAUUGUGCAAGAAUCUAUGUACUCUGCAAGAAUCUAUGCACUCAAUCGAUGUAUUAAUAAAGCUUCAAUGCAUGUUAUUAUCGCUGUGAAAUUAUACUGAAUUCACAAAUGGCUCACAAAUUUGCUAUUUGAAUUAAAUAAACUGAAGAAUGAGAAUACAAACAUUUAAUUUUAAUACGCGUUUUAAAAUAAUUAAACAUACGCAAAAGCAUUAUUUUCCAAGUCAAACAAUUUGUUUAAUUCAAGGCAAUUUGAGUUAAAAUCUUUGUAGGAAUUCUUCUGUUAAUGUCAUGAGCAUUUACAUGACAUUACAAUUAAAAUUAAAUUCAUCGGUAUUUAUAACCUUUUAAGUAGUAUUAAUUCGCUUUAUCUAAUUAUAAAUCAUUUAUUAAUAAUAUUUUUAAGUGAUUGUAUAAGUAUCAGUUGAAAAAAAAUCGAAUUAUGGAUUUAUUUUAUGCAUUGCAAGUAAAUGUCAUUGUUGUCUCAUAAUGCCGAAUUUUAAGUGUAUAAAUAUCAGUAUUCAGUGUAACAUGGUCAUAUGGAAUUCUGAUUUAUGUAUGGUUUUGUUUUCUUUUUGUGAUGUGCUUAUCUUGAAAUAAAAACUGUGUGUUAAAAACUGUU